AUGCUCGCGAGGAACGGAGCCGCCGCCACGGCCGGCGGCGGCAGGUUCGAGGAGCGGCUCGGCGUGGCGGCGCGGCGACGAUGGAGGGAUAGGAAGGCGGCGAUGUUCGCAGCUAGGAAGCUCGAGCGGCAGGACUGCACCUUCGUGCCGCAGCUAACAAAAAGGGCGAGAAAUGCGCGCUCUCGAUCGGCGAGGGAGCUCAGCAUUGGAGACUCCGUGCUGCGGGAGGCGAAGCUUCGCAUGGCGAGGGCUCGAGAGGACAUCCGUCUCCUGGACAACAACAACGACAACGACAGGUUCGAAGAUGGCGACCAGGGCUGCCACAGCUUCGAGCCGACGCUUGAGACGGCCGGGGACGAUGGCCUUGCUCCUUCGACUACGUCCAGGCUGAGGCUAGCAGACGAGCUGGACACCUACCUCGACAGGGUUCAGGCAUGA
This is a messenger RNA of Ectocarpus siliculosus, 438 nucleotides long. The record is from the annotation of a GenBank genome assembly. NCBI's taxonomy places the organism in Eukaryota, Phaeophyceae, Ectocarpales, Ectocarpaceae.